Octodon degus (degu) is the source of this 561-nucleotide messenger RNA. RefSeq names its product thioredoxin-2, mitochondrial-like. The record is from RefSeq and is a predicted model, not a curated record. The transcript is spliced from 5 exons. NCBI's taxonomy places the organism in Eukaryota, Metazoa, Chordata, Mammalia, Rodentia, Octodontidae. The coding region runs from base 1 to 561 and encodes 186 amino acids.
AUGGAGAGAGGACUGACGGAGCUACCUCCCGUGCCUUCCAUCCGCUUCCAUCGCUUGCUUCGACAUCUCAUCAGGCCUCCAGCAGCCAGCAGGGUGCAGCAGAUCGAAAGCACAGAGGCCUUUCAGCAAGCCCUGGCAGCUGCAGCAGAUAAACUUGUUGUUGACUUCUCAGCCACGUAUUGUGGGCCUUGCAAAACGAUCAAGCCUUUCUUUCAUUCCCUAUGUGAUGACUGCCAGGAUGCUGCUGCAGAUUGUGAAGUCAAGUGCACACCAAGCUUCCCGUUGUUUAAAAAGGGGGAGAAGGUGAGUGAGUUUUCUGGCGCUAAUAAGGAAAAGCUUGAAGGUACCAUUAAUGAGUUAGUCUGUUUUCUGAAGAAUGUAACUAUCAGCUAUUUAAAACUUAUUUCUUUUGCUUUACAAAAAAAGAACCGGGAUGUGGGCGCCGGCCAGGGGACAUGCGGGCUUCCGCCAGCAGAGGGCGCGCUCGCAGCAGCCUUCGCGCCCGCGGGCUUCCCGGUCCCGCGCACGCUCCCGAGCGCGCCCCCGCCCCGCGUCACGUGA